This is a messenger RNA of Tupaia belangeri chinensis (Chinese tree shrew), 326 nucleotides long. RefSeq names its product epididymal-specific lipocalin-5-like. NCBI's taxonomy places the organism in Eukaryota, Metazoa, Chordata, Mammalia, Scandentia, Tupaiidae. The record is from RefSeq and is a predicted model, not a curated record. The transcript has 4 exons. Gene Ontology annotation, molecular function: small molecule binding. The annotation marks the transcript as partial.
AGUCUGCUCGCCUCACAGGGGACAAGGAAGUCCAGGUUGUAGCCACGGACUACGAGGCCUACGCCAUCCUGGACCUGUCUUCCCACAGAGGCGGCGUGGCCUGGAGGGUCUUGAAGCUCUAUAGCCGGAGUCUGGAGGACAAGGGAGAGGUCAUGAAGAGGUUCUUGGAGGUGGCCCAGGAGCGCGGGUUCACAGAGUCCGACGUGCACCUGCUCGAGCGAGACCUGACCUGCGUGAAGCUGCUGCAGCCCGGAGGUGUGCCGAGUUCCUGAAGGAGGUGAGCCUGCUCCCUCAUCCCUGCGGGAGCCCCGGGCCCAGACCCCCAU